This is a messenger RNA of Patella vulgata (common limpet), 1573 nucleotides long. RefSeq names its product zinc finger MYM-type protein 2-like. Gene Ontology annotation, biological process: DNA recombination; DNA integration. Gene Ontology annotation, molecular function: DNA binding. The record is from RefSeq and is a predicted model, not a curated record. The coding region runs from base 110 to 1573 and encodes 487 amino acids. Lineage: Eukaryota; Metazoa; Mollusca; Gastropoda; Patellidae. The transcript has 3 exons.
GUUGUUCUUAAAAACUACACGUGCAUAACGAGCGGCGAACAUAUUAAAAUAGGUCAUCAACACCUGUAUACAUCAGUUGAUAUAUUUCAAUUCGCGACGUACAGACGCAAUGUCGCAUUGUUUAUUUAGUGAUAACGACGAUGAAGAUAUUAUUCUUUCACAAAAUUUAGACGAUAUAGAAAAGGAAUUAGCAGUGAUAAAUAAUAUUGAGAACGACGAUGAUGAUAUUAUUCUUUCACAAAUUUUAGACAAUAUAGAAAAGGAAUUAGCAGAGAAAAAUAAUAUUGAGAAAGAUGUGGAUUACGGCGAAUUGAACCUUAUUUCUACUGCAGAGGAAUUUGUUAAAGCAGAGAUGGAGAAAGAAUCUGAUUAUGGUGAAUUUAACCUAAUUUCUACAGCCGAGGAACACGUUAAAGAGGAAGUGAAAUCGGUUGUGGUUGAAAGGUUUCAAACGCCAGUAUCUCAGGUUGAAAUAGACACUUUAAUACAUUCACAAACAAACGCUAAUACCAGAAAGAAUACUAAAUGGUCACUAAAUAUAUUCAAUGAAUGGCGGAAAUGUCGAUCGAAGGGCGAUAAUGAUAUACCUGAAUUGCAAGAUAUGACAGCAGAAGAAUUAGAUUAUUGGUUACAGCGAUUUCUUGUAGAAUUGCGUAAAAUGAACGGAGAUGAGUAUUCCCCUAAAUCAGUUUAUUAUAUCAUUUGUAGGCUUAUGAGACACUUGAAGGACCAUAAUAUUUACAUUAACAUUCUAGAGGAAGCUGAUAAACGUUUUGUGUUAACCAGAAAGGUGUUAGAUGCCAAGAUGAAGGAAUUAGUAAGCAAAGGAGUCGGUUGUAAACCGAAAACCGCUGACCCCGUAUCAAACGAAGAUGAGGAUAAGUUGUGGAAUUCUGGUGUCUUUGGUUUUACCAACUCAACGAGUUUACAGUACACAGUAUUUUUUUACGCAUGUAAACUGUUUGGACUACGAGGAAGAGAUGAGCACCGCCAUUUAGAAGCUGACCAGUUUGAAUUGGGUAAUGAUAAAAAUGGUUACUACAUACGAUACAUAGGAAGAAACAACAAAACAUUUACUGGUGGUCUAGCCCAUUUGAAGUUAAAGAACAAAGAUAUAAAGCACUAUUGCACUAAUUACGGAGGUCAAAGAUGUUUGUAUACAGUAUUUAAAACCUAUUUAGACGCGAUAGAAUCUGGAAUUUUUUAUAGAAAGCCAUUACAGAAUGGCAUAAGAUACGGAAAGCAGCCUGUUGGGAUAAAUAAAUUAGGUAAUUUCAUGAAAGAAAUGUGUCAACAAGCUGGUUUAGUCGGAUAUUACACUAACCACUCCGGUAAGAAGACCUGUGCCACUGAAAUGUACCGCAAUGGACAAGAUGAACAAUCCAUCAUGGAACGCACAGGUCAUAGAUCUGUCGAGGCGUGUAGGGUUUACAAAAUUAAAUCCGACGAAAUGCAGAAACAGAUUUCAAGUGUCUUAGAGGCGCCAAUAAGUGCUAAAGAAAAUAGCGAACCUGUUUCUAAAAAAGCGAAAAUUUCGGCUUCCUCACCCCCACUGAAGGACACACCACCCUAG